Messenger RNA from Marmota monax (woodchuck), 3391 nucleotides. RefSeq names its product protein arginine methyltransferase 6 (gene Prmt6). Lineage: Eukaryota; Metazoa; Chordata; Mammalia; Rodentia; Sciuridae. The coding region runs from base 31 to 1158 and encodes 375 amino acids. Gene Ontology annotation, molecular function: protein-arginine N-methyltransferase activity. The record is from RefSeq and is a predicted model, not a curated record. The transcript is spliced from 2 exons. Gene Ontology annotation, biological process: peptidyl-arginine methylation.
GCCCGCCGGGAGCCGGCUGCAGCCGCCAAGAUGUCGCAGACUAAGAAGAGAAAGCUUGAGUCGGGGGGCGGCUGCGAAGGAGGGGAGGGAACUGAAGAGGAAGAUGGCGGGGAGCAGGAGGUGGCCGUGCCACGACCCCGGAGGACUAAGCGCGAGCGGGACCAGCUGUACUACGAGUGCUACUCGGACGUGUCGGUCCACGAGGAGAUGAUCGCCGACCGCGUCCGCACCGAUGCCUACCGCCUGGGUAUCCUGCGGAACUGGGCAGCUCUGCGAGGCAAGACCGUGUUGGACGUGGGUGCAGGCACCGGCAUUUUGAGCAUCUUCUGUGCCCAGGCCGGGGCCCGGCGCGUGUACGCGGUGGAGGCCAGUGCCAUUUGGCAACAGGCCCGGGAGGUAGUGCGGCUCAACGGGCUGGAGGACCGAGUGCACGUCCUGCCGGGUCCGGUGGAGACGGUGGAGUUGCCAGAGCAGGUGGAUGCCAUCGUGAGCGAGUGGAUGGGCUAUGGACUUCUGCACGAGUCCAUGCUGAGCUCUGUGCUGCACGCGCGGACCAAGUGGCUGAAGGAGGGCGGUAUUCUCCUACCGGCUUCCGCUGAGCUCUUCGUAGCCCCCAUCAGCGACCAGAUGCUGGAGUGGCGCCUAGGCUUUUGGAGCCAAGUGAAGCAGCACUAUGGCGUGGACAUGAGUUGCCUAGAGAGUUUCGCCACACGAUGCCUCAUGAGCCACUCGGAGAUCGUGGUGCAGGGUCUGUCCGGCGAGGACGUGCUGGCCCGGCCACAGCGCUUUGCUCAGCUGGAGCUGGCCCGCGCCGGCCUGGAGCAGGAGCUGGAGGCCGGGGUGGGCGGGCGCUUCCGCUGCAGUUGUUAUGGCUCAGCGCCCAUGCAUGGUUUUGCCAUCUGGUUCCAGGUGACCUUCCCUGGAGGAGAUUCGGAGAAACCCCUGGUGCUGUCCACCUCGCCUUUUCACCCAGCCACACACUGGAAGCAGGCACUCCUCUACCUAAACGAGCCGGUACAAGUGGAGCAAGACACGGACGUUUCAGGAGAGAUCACGCUGCUGCCCUCCCGGGACAACCCUCGUCGCCUGCGCGUUCUGCUGCGCUACAAAGUGGGGGACCAGGAGGAAAAGACCAAAGACUUUGCCAUGGAAGACUGAGCAUUGCCUUUUCUCCCAGCCCCACCUCCUAAGGCAGCCUGGCCUGUUUGGGAGAGGCAUAGGGAGGUCGGAGGAGAAAGGGAGAUCCCAUGUGCAAGUAUCGUGUGAUGGUAUCAUCAUGGCUAUACAUGAAGAGCAAUGUAUGACCCUGGACACCAAAUGAUCCAAAGGAAAACCAAGACUUUUGGAGUGAGGAUACUUCCUGAAGGAUGCAAGUCUAAUAUAUAUCAGUAUACAGGCAUUGUCCUCUCUUGUGGACUGGUACUGAUUGCUUGGGGCCAUUCGGGCCCCAGGCAAGAAUUCCCAGCUCCCCCAAAAACAUGGUAAAGUUAUACUUGUUUCCCUCAAACAACUUACAUUUAUUUAACCCUAUGAAAUGUCCCAAAUAUUUUCAUUAAUUCAUUGGACCAAUGAAUAUUUUAUUGAUUAUAUGAAGUAAUAGUCAUUGUUAUAACCAUGUAGGAUACAAACCAAUAGAACAGAUUCUGCCUUCAGAUACAUACCUUUAUAAGAUAAACUACUAAGUAUAAUAAACAACAGGCUAAGGACUGGGUUGGUCUUGGUGUUAGGAAGGACAGAUAAUUAUCUUCCUUUCUCACACAGAUUUACACAGAUAUUGAAGGAUUUGCAUAACGUUGUAUGUCUGAUAACUUAAGUCCUCCUAACCUCAAAAAUUCACUUUUUCAUUAUAUCAAUCCUGCAUGCUUCAGUCAAAAACAUAAAAGUACAUACCUCCUGAGUAGGUAACAACUAAUUUUAUCCUUUUAUGACCAAGAAAGGGAAAACUCCUUAGCCCUUGGAAGUCUCACUGGAGAGCUCUUAGGCCUUGAAAAACCACCCCCUUUAAGAAUAGGGUCUCAAGGUUUGACAAAUACUAAGCACUCAUUAAACACUCCCAAUACCCAUUCUUUAACAGCUAAUCAAAUGUGAUACAUAUCCUGAGGCCCCCAGAAAACUGAAUCCUCAACACUGUGAGGCCAUUUGUCCUUGGUCCUUGGUAUCAGAGAGAGAAGAACCAGAUGAGUUUGAAAGUGAUGCUGAAAAUGGCCUAGAGUCAAGUAGGUAAAAAUGUGAAAAGCAUUUCAGCAAACAACAUUUUGCUUAUGGUCAGCCCUAUUGUUAUCUUCAUACUUCACACUACCUAAUGUGGCUGAGGGAUUGGUCUUGGGGGCACUUAAUAACAAAGAUACCCCACUCUUGCAUGUGCAUCUUUUGAUGCAUUGAUUUAUUCACUGAUCCAAUGAACCAGCAAUAUAAAUUCUAAAUAAGUAAAUUCUACUUGACUAUAAUAUGGUAGGGAACUUAAUUAACAACAUCAAUAAUUUACAUGCAUUGUUGAGUCUGGAAAAGCUUCAUUCAACUAAACCUUAUCUCUGUUGAAGCAAGAUUGGAAAGGCAGCAAAAAUAUAGCUUAUACUCUCAGAUACAUAAUGAAAUCCUCAGGAAAAAAUCCUCUCUGACAUUAAUUCCAGAAACAAAGUCUAUAUCCUCUGAAUAACUGGUUUGUUUCAUAAAAGACAUAGCAUAUUGGUUAGAUGACCCUCCACAAUGGCUGCUAGAAGGCUGAGCCAAUUUUAUGCCUCACUUGUCCUAUUUUUUUUUUUUUAAUCUUUGCAUCUGGCUCCCUUCCACACUCUAAUUUUUUCUCUGAUUUUUCCUCUCACACUUGUAAUACAUCAUAUAUGUUUUGUUGGUAUUUAUGUAACCUUUUUCUAUUCUAAAUUUUUUUGACAUUAAAAUGUUUUCCUACUUGAAAUACCUACAAGAUGUCUGAGGGUGGGGAGGUUAGAGAAAGGACCCGAGAACUCAGAUACAUGUCCCCGUAAUUUCCUACAAAAUGUGUUUGUCUCCGAUUUUUCAUUGGGUUGGACAGCUGAUUUGAUUCCCAUACUUUUAGCCAACUUUACAGAAUAAUACAUUUUGUAGAAUCAAAAUUUCAGAGUAUAUGAAAACUCAAGACAUGUAGAGAAUCUCGAAUAAAAUCGUGAAUAAAGCUCUUUUGAAGCCUAGGACAAGUCUUGAUUAAAUCUUAAACACACUUAGUAAGAAGAAUUAUAGGUUUCUAAACCUUUUUCAAAAAUGUGUCAAAAUAGUUAUGGUAACAAUAAGGCGGAAUGUGGCAUAAUUAGACUAUUUGUCAAAAUAUUGUACAUAUUUGCAGGUAAAGAAACAAAAACCUUGGACCUGAUUAAACAUUAAGAGGAUUUUAAUAAAAAUCAGGACAUGACCAGUA